Anas platyrhynchos (mallard) is the source of this 2196-nucleotide messenger RNA. RefSeq names its product G protein nucleolar 3 (gene GNL3). The record is from RefSeq and is a predicted model, not a curated record. Gene Ontology annotation, molecular function: GTP binding. Gene Ontology annotation, cellular component: nucleolus. NCBI's taxonomy places the organism in Eukaryota, Metazoa, Chordata, Aves, Anseriformes, Anatidae.
CGCGCCGAGCCCGUGCGACAGCCGCGGCGGGGCGGAGCGGGGCGGGGCCGCGCUGCUUUGCGGCCGCAGGAAGGGGCCGGGGCGCGGGGCCCGCGUGCGCAGCGCGGUGGAGGCGCCAUGAAGCGGCCGCGGCUGCGGAAGGCGAGCAAGCGGCUGAGCUGCCACAAGCGGUACAAGAUCCAGAAGAAGAUCCGGGAGCACCACCGCAAAGUCAGGAGGGAGGCCAAGAAGCGUGGGCGCAAGAAGCCCAAGAAGGACCCCAGCGUGCCCGGCGCGGCGCCGUUCAAGGAGGCGCUCCUGCGGGAAGCAGAGCAGAGGAGGCAGAGGCUUGAAGAACUACAACAAAAGCAGAAGCUUGACAGACAGAAAGAACUUGAAAAGAGGAGGAAGCUUGAUGCUAAAAAGAAUGCAGCCAAAAUUGAGGAACAGACAGAGGGAACGGAACCUACCAAAUCUGAAGCAAAUACUAAGGAAGUGCUGCAUAAAAAAUCAAAGAAAUCACUUCACAGUGAGCUUGAGAAGGUGAUAGAAGCCUCAGAUGUGAUUCUGGAGGUUUUGGAUGCAAGAGAUCCAAUGGGCUGUCGCUGUCCCCAGCUGGAGCAAGCUAUUACUUGCUCUGGAGGAGACAAAAAGCUAGUGUUGGUUCUGAACAAAAUUGAUUUAGUACCUAAGGAGAACUUGGAGAAAUGGUUGGAUUGUUUGAAGAAGGAAUUUCCAACAGUUGCUUUUAAAUCAUCAACCUUGACGACAGACAGGACUAUGCGGGAGCAUUUCUCAAGAAAAAGGGCACGUAUUGAUUUAUCAAGAAACACUGAAUGUUUUGGAAGCGAAUGCCUUUUGAAACUUCUUCAAGAGCACUGCAGGACUCAAGACAAAGCUAUUCAGGUUGGGUUAGUAGGUUUCCCUAACGUGGGGAAGAGCAGCAUAAUCAACAGUAUUAAAAAAAAUCGUGUUUGCAACGCUGGACUAGGAAGAGGUCUUACCAAGUGCAUGCAAGUUGUGCGUAUUGAUAAAAAGAUGAAGAUGUUGGACAGUCCAAGUAUAGUUGCAGAUCGUGCCAACAGCACCCUAACUCUGGCCCUGAGAAGUAUCAUAGAUGAUGGAAGAUCAGGCUCAAUAGAUGUGGUUGAAGCGGUGGAUGCAGUUCUAAAUCACUGCAGUAAACAGCAGGUAAUGAUGUUCUAUAGUAUCCCGGAUUUCAGGAACACUGAAGAGUUUUUAACUUUACUUGCUCAGAAAAGGGGUAUGCUGAAAAAGGGAGGUGUUCCUGACAUAGAGAAUAUAGCCAAAUUACUACUUUCUGACUGGACAGGAGCUAAAAUAAGCUACCAUUCACAACCUCCUGGAUCUCAGAUGCUACCACCCUACCUUACAGAAGACAAAAUAGCUGAAAUGCAGAAGGGUUUUAAUUUAAAGAAGCUAGAAGAAGAAAACAACACUACUGUUCAAGCUUUAAAAUACCCUAGUCCAGCAAGCAGCAUUGUCUUCCAGUCAGCUGGCAUGACAAAUGGGAAAAUACAGGAAAAUAAAGUGGUAGGGGAAGCAUCACAGUGGGAGAGUCUGGAAACAAGUGAGGAAGAAGAGGAAGAUGAUUUCAUGGAAACUGAUGAGCAAGAUAGCAUGGCAGAGGAAGAAGAAGAAGAAGAAGAGGAUGUGAAAGAGGAAAGCAAAAUUGGGAUGACCAGGAAAGCAGAGCUUGGAAAACAACAAGCAAGACAAGCAACUUCAGAAAACAAGCUAGCAGAAAGUGGAUGCGACAGUUCACUAUCACUCAGCUUGGACAAGUCAGCAGGUGAAGACGAUGCCUAUGAUUUUAAUACAGACUAUGUGUAAUGAGAUGCCCAAAGAUGGGGCUUGAGACUAUUACUGGCCUUCAGACCAGUCAAACACUUCUGUUACAGAAGUUAUAGGAAUGCCUCAUAGCAGAGCUGCAAACAUUCACAAUUACUGUGUCAAACAAUGUAGAUAAUGCUGUGUAUCUCUAGAUAAUUCCAGAUUUUGUAUAGUUCCAGAAAGCUGACCUUUAAGCUGUAUACUUUUAAUUCCUGUUAAAAAGACUUUGAAAAAAAAAAAAAGACUGUGUUAGUCCAUUCUUUGUGCCUCAUAAAGAGAUCUUUCAAAAAGAUAAAUCCCACGUUGCUUUCUUUUAAAAAUGUGACCAUAGUUUUUCAGCAAUUAAAUUUUAGGGCAAGCUUU